AUGUUGAAGGGUGAAGGGAAAAAGGUGGAUCGCGGGGGAGCUUCAGGUUUAGCAGGGACUUUACCACCUGAGGUAUUGAUUCAUAUAUUCCAUCAACUCCCCUCACAAGCCGAUCUCGCAGCUGCCAUGUUAGUAUCCCGCACAUGGUGCAUCACAGCUUUCCCACUCUUAUGGCUCAAACCCAAUUUCAGAGAUAGUGAACAAAUAAUCUCUGUAGCCCGCGUCAUUUCUUCCCCUAAUCCUAUGCUUCCUUACGCCAAGGCAAUCCGUCGACUCAAUCUCAGUUUAGUCAGAGAUAGUGUGGUGGACGAAGUAGCGGUAGCUUUUGAGAAAUGCGAAAGAGUCGAACGUCUUUAUCUCAUGCGAGCGGAUCAUAUCAGUUCUUGGUCUUUGAGACGGAUGAUCAGGGGUAUGCGCAUGUUGGUUUCAGUGGAUUUCACGGAUACGUGUCAAGUAAACGAUCAAGUUUUACACGAUUUAGGAAAAUAUUGUCCUGUUUUACAAGGAAUCAACUUGACGGGAUGUAGGACCAUGACGGAUUUAGGUCUUGGGAGUUUUGCUAGACGAGCACGUAAUUUGAAAAGAUUCCGAGUUCCGAGUUGUUUGAGAAUUACAGAUGAUUCCCUCGUACCUGUCAUCAAUUUUAACCCUCAUUUACUCGAAGUCGAUCUUUCCGACGUUGAACAGCUUGGAAACGUCUCCGUCUACGCUCUCUUCAUCAAUUGUCCUUACCUUCGAGAUGUUAGACUCAAAGGAAACGCUCUCAUCACAGACGUAGCAUUUCCAAAUCUUCCAGAAUUACUCUCGAAUCUCGAUUAUCUUCGAGCGGUCGAUCUAUCCGGUUGUAUACAUCUAGGCGACGAUGCUGUCAAGAAUUUAGUCGCGUCUGCUCCGAGGAUCCGCAAUCUGACCUUGUCGAAAUGUACAAACCUGACAGAUGCGGCAGUGGAGAGUAUAUGCAAUUUGGGACGUAAUCUUCAUCAUCUUCAAUUGGGGCAUUGCAAUCAAAUCACAGAUGAGGCCAUGGGUAAACUCGCCCGAGCAUGUUCACGGUUGAGAUACAUCGAUUUGGCAUGUUGUUCUUCUUUGACCGAUUUGAGCGUUUCUGAACUCGCCACCAAUCUUCUUAAGCUUAGAAGGAUCGGUCUGGUCAAGGUUACCAACUUGACCGAUGCGGCGGUAUACGCUUUGGUGGAAAGACACGAGACUCUGGAGAGGGUACAUUUGUCCCAUUGCUCAAAUUUGAGCGUAGAGGCAAUCACAGUGUUGCUCAAUUGUGUACCGGGUUUGAUACAUCUCAGUUUGACAGGAGUGGACGCUUUCAAAUCAAAGCAUUUACAACAAUUUUGUCGACCAACACCAGAAGAAUUCAACGAACAACAAUCCGCCUCUUUCUGCGUUUACUCAGGUCAUGGAAUCUCCGCCUUGCGAUCUUAUUUAAAUAGUCAACAAGCUCAAGCACUUCAUUCUCAUCGCUCCUCUAUUGAAAGACGUGACUCUGAUUCUUCCAUUUCUUCCCUCACACCUAGAGCUUCCCCUCCACCAUAUAUGAACGACAGUUUAGAUCGACUUGAUGGUCUGUACAUUUCUCAUACUUCUCCUCGAGGAAUGGGGGUAGUCGGAGGACUGACGGAUUCACAAGAAGAGAGAUACGUUUGGAUACCUGACCAUGCUCGGAGACGCAGUUGGGAUUUUACUAGGGAUUAUGGACGGGGACGGAGGGAUGGGGAUGGAAGUGGAGGAGAAGGGCAAUCGAGUUCGAGAUGGUCAAGAGGUCAUAUGAACUUGGACGAAAUGGAUGGGUGA
Molecule: messenger RNA, 1806 nt
Organism: Tremella mesenterica DSM 1558
Lineage: Eukaryota; Fungi; Basidiomycota; Tremellomycetes; Tremellales; Tremellaceae
Exons: 7
Coding region: 1-1806 (601 amino acids)
Molecular function (GO): protein binding
Source: RefSeq, a predicted model, not a curated record